AUGUCUUAUAAAACUUUAAAAAAUAAUUUGUACAAUAAACCACUUUCUAAUAUAAACAAUAAUUUAUCUCAAACUAGUAUAUAUAAUCCCAGUACUAAUACUUCAAGUAAAUCUUUGCCAUCAGAAUGUCUACAACAUAUCUUCUUACAUUUAUCGUAUUCAAAAUCGACACUUCAUUCAUGUUUAUUAGUUAACAGAUUAUGGUGCGUUAACGUUGUAAAAGUGCUGUGGUCGCAACCAUUUCAUUUAUUAAACACUUGCACUUCUUCAUCCGGCCAAUGUGGUAGAACCCCAAAGGAUACUUACCUUAAAUGCGCUGCUUUAAUAAAUAUUUAUUUAUCAUUCCUUGAUCGAGAAGAAACAAAUAAUCUAUUGAACAAUAGAAUCAUAUUAAAUAAUAAUGGUAAUUCAAGUAAAGCCAAAGAUAAGGAUAACUUAAAUUCGUAUAAUGAAGAACUAACGUUUAACUAUAUUGAAUUUUUGAGAUAUCUGGACUUGGAAGAAUUAUUUAUCACAGUAGGAGCAUGGAAGCAAUAUACCAUCUUUAAUAGCAAUACUAAUUCAUCCUCAAAUUAUUCAAAUGGUAAAUUGAUUCAAAAAAGUUCAUUCAAGAAAACGUUAAAAAAAGCGGUAAACACCCUUACAAAAAAAUCCUCUUCAAUGUUGAAAAGGAAAUCAUCAUUUGGUAACUUUUCAUCUUUAUCGUCAUCAUCUUAUACUGGUAAUAAUGGUAGAUUUAGUGUUGAUGGAUUUCCCGUUGCCGUUGAUAGGGUGGUAUCAUAUUCUUUGGCUAAAUUAAUCAUGAAUAAAUGUAACAAAUUAAAAGUACUUUCGAUCGAUACUAGAAUUGAUGAUCAUCAUUGUCAUUGUUUGGUUCCAAUUAAUGAAACCGCUACAACGACUAUUACCACCACAACGAAUCAUCCAAGUAUCUUGAGACAAAAUGUACCUGAGGAACAUUUAUUAAUCGCCACGUAUCCUGGUUCCAAUAAAUGUCUACCCCCAUUAACGGAAUUCAUAUGUACGACGAGAGGAACGAAAUGGAGGUUGUUUCAUGCUUUGGCUGGAAUUUGUAAACAAUUAAAACGAAUUGUUAUAGAUAUGGGUGGUUAUACUAACUGGUUAAAUAAUAAUGAUAAUUCAUCAUCAUCGAUUAAUCAACAACAACCGAAUUCCCUACCGGCUUCACUAUUGUCUCUUACUCCUUAUACCGAACCACAAAUGCAAGAAUUAGAAUGGGAAGCAAAAAAUUUAGCAACGCUUCUUCAAUCACAAGUCUCUUUAGAGUCAUUUACUUUAUUACGUGGUGAGAUUGGCUUGCUCACAAUAUUAGGGGCUUUGAAAUCUCAAGUGAAUUCUUUAAAACAUUUGGAAUUUGUUCAAUUAAAUACGAAAUACGCUCAAUGGGGAGCUUUUUAUAAUAUCUUGGAUUAUGUUGAAUUAAAAGAGUUGGUAUUUAAGGAAUGUGAAUUAAGUGAUGAACUAAUGAGACCAUUAACGAUAACCACUUCUAAAAAGGAUGCUUUUAAAAGGAUUGAAGUAUUAAAUUUUGAAAAAUCUAUCGCUUCAAAGGACAUUAUUGGUAAAUUUAUUAAAGUGAUUGGGUCUAAUUUAAAAAGGUUACUCCUUGGUGAUCACUAUGUGUGCGUAUCUCCUGAAGUUAUUUCAUUGAUUGAAAUCACUGGACAGUAUUGUCCGAAUUUAACUCAUUUUACCACUUUUGUUGAUAUUAAUGAUAUUCCACGGUUACUCACUUUAUUCACUUUGUGUCCUUUGUUGCAAUCAGUUGAAUUAUCAAGAAAAAUCAUCCCUCAAGGUCAAGAUGAAUCAUUAGAGGACGCUUUUAGUAAUAUAGCCGAUGUUACUUAUUUAUUCGAACAAAUGGCUUCUCAAAAUUUAUUAUAUAAUUUAAAACGAUUAGUCUUGCGUGCUCCUUGGUCUUUUACUCCCGUUUCUUUAGAAAGUUAUUUAUGUGGUGUUAAACCUCCUUUAAAAUGCUUAGAGAUUAGUCAAUCUUAUUCUUUUGAUAACGAACAUUUAAAAGUUUUGAUUAAAUAUGCUAAAGAAAAGCAACAAUUGAAAAAAGUUUUGAUUGAAACUCUUCAUGAAUUAGAUGAUAAUUGGAAUGAAUCUUUGGCCAUUUUCGAAGUUUUUGAAUAUCAUAGAAUACGUCAAUAUCACCUACCCGGUUAUUUUGGUAGGUAG
Messenger RNA from Funneliformis geosporum, 2205 nucleotides. The record is from the annotation of a GenBank genome assembly. NCBI's taxonomy places the organism in Eukaryota, Fungi, Glomeromycota, Glomeromycetes, Glomerales, Glomeraceae.